Cajanus cajan (pigeon pea) is the source of this 1582-nucleotide messenger RNA. RefSeq lists its product as uncharacterized. NCBI's taxonomy places the organism in Eukaryota, Viridiplantae, Streptophyta, Magnoliopsida, Fabales, Fabaceae. The record is from RefSeq and is a predicted model, not a curated record.
GUCAUAAAGACCGAUCGAUGAUCAAGAAGACAUCUUCCACACAUUCUUGUUAUCCAUUUCUGCGAGGUUGUUCCCACAAUUCUUCCUCCUAACUUGUAACUCAUUACGAAUUUUUGAAGAUGGCGAAUGUUGGAACCUUUCAAAACUCAGUAAUAUCAAAACUCCUAAUCCACCCGUUUGUAUGGAGAGUGACAGGCUUUGGGUCAAGCAUAGUUGGGUUCAGCUGUUAUGCCUUCAGCCCCUCAUUCGCAUAUUUCUUCGGAAAAUGGAGCACGCUCAAGAUUGUCGUGUACAGCGUUGUAAGCUCACUUUUAUGUAUGUCGACACUCUUCGUCAAGAGAUGCAGCGUGGGACAUGGGAAAUGUUUGUUGUUGAAAGCGCAAGUGAGUUUUUUGGUCUUAGCACUCACCUCUCUUUGGUCUUUCUGGGAAGAUUGUCAUGAAGUUCAAGGGAAAGUGAAAAAGGGACAUGGCAAAUUGAUGAACUUGACUUCAAGUGGGGCAUUUUCCUUGAUGGCUAUGAGUUUGUCGAGACAACUCCAACUUGGAUUCGAAGUUGGAGCGACUAACUUCUUGGUCGGAUGCUUCUUGGUGACUAUCAUGAAGAUGAACUUGAAGUUAGCUCCAAUUGCGGCACUCUUCUGCUAUUUGCUUGUCAACAUCCGUUCCAUUUCUGAUUUUUUGCAUGAAAAGCGAGCACGUGAUGCCACUGCCACACAACAUGCAGAUGCGGUGAAUGUUCAAGAUCGUGAAGCCAAUUCUAUUAUUGUCUCUGCACGUGAUACACACGAGGCAAGUUCUCAAGACCCUGAAUCGUGUUCUGAUGAUGUCUUUAAACAUCAUGGUGAUGACACCGUUGUAAGUGGAGAAAUUUUUACCAAGAAGGAAUCAGCGGAAUCGGAAGGAGAAGAAAGCUUCAGAUCUGACAAUAGAAAUGAGGCAAAUUUUCAAGACCUUGAAGUAAAUUCUAAUGUCGUUGCAUGUGAGACAAAUGAGGGAAGUUUACAAGACCUUGAAGCAAAUCAUAAUGUCCUUGCAUGCGAUACUCAUAAAGAAAAAGUUAUCAAUGGAAUUCAAAUUCCAUUGCGUGUUCUAAAGAAGUGUGGGAAUGAUGUUCGGGAUUUUUUCUCUGGAAUGGGGUUAUUAGACAAUAGAAAUGAGGCAAAAUUUCAAGACCUUGAAGCAAAUUCUAAUGUCGUUGCAUGUGAUACAAAUGAGGGAAGUUUACAAGACGUUGAAGCAAAUCAUAAUGUCCAUGCACGCAAUACUCAUAUAGAAAAAGUUAUCAAGCAAAUUCCAUUGCGUGUUCUGAAGAAAUGUGGGAAUGAUGUUCUGAAGAAAUGUGGGAAUGAUGUUCUGAAGAAAUGUGGGAAUGAUGUUCGGUCUUUUUUCUCUCCAAAGGGGUUAUUAGGUAAACAUAUGACCCAUACUGAAUGAAAGAUUUCCUUUAAUUAAUAAUCUAUUUUGCUGCCAUUUGUUUUGUUAGUUUUUCCUAAUUGGUCUGUGGAUCUUUGACCCAAUUCUCUUUCUUUUUAAGUGUAUUUGGAUGACGGAUUGAAGCAUGAAUGAAGUAUUUUUUUUUC